AUGAACUAUAAUGGAAAUCUAAAAGAAUAUGAUUUUUCAGAGUUUGCAGGCAAAGUUGCACCUCGACGUAAAUUGACGUAUGAAAUAUACGAUGAAAACAAUAUUGUAGAAGAAUAUGGUAAAAUUGAAACUGAUGAUGAAAAUGAUGUUAUACACUUGAAUUCAAAACCUGUUAAAUUGUCGAUUAAGACUGAUCGUGAUAUCAAUAAUUUUUUAAACAAGUAUCCAAUGAGUUCCCGAAUGUAUUACAACACGUAUACUUACAGAAAAAUUUACAACAAACCCAUAGCAAACACCAUCUCUCCAAACGUAAUAGACGAUUUUUACUUAAAUAUAUUGGACUGGAGUUCUACAGGUUUACUUGCAGUCGCGACUACAACAGGUAUCAGUUUGUUAAAACCUGAUUUACAAAAUUCUAAUUACGAAUCCAUUAAAGAUAUUCCAGUCGUUGCUAAUUUGAAUAAAAAUAAGCCCAAAGCAGGAACAAGGUUUGAUGAUGAAGUUAACAGUAACUUUCCAGGAUAUACAAGUUGUAAAUUUUAUAAAGAAGUUUGUGAUCAUUCGUUACAAAGUUGUGCUUAUAAACCAUUGCUUGCUUCUGGUGGAAAUGACAAUAAAGUUUUCAUUUGGGAACUUGGUUAUAACAUUCCAAUACUACGUCUGAACGAACACACGGCUGCAGUUAAAGCUUUAACUUGGUCUCCUUUAAGCUAUCCACUGCUGGCUACCGGUGGUGGCACUAACGAUAGAACAAUAAGAAUAUGGGACACAGUACACCGAACAGCCAUAACAAACUGCGAAACACAAAGCCAAAUAUGUAACUUGCACUGGAGCAAAAAAUCACUGGAGUUAAUUAGUUCUCACGGUUAUACUUUAAAUCAGCUUAAUGUUUGGGACUUCACUGUUUCUGGAGCUAGUAAGAAUAAUCUCAGAUUGAGAAAAUUGGAAACGAUGAUAGGGCACCGAUGCAGAGCAUUGUUCAUGUCCAGCUCCAAGGAUGGAAAUUAUAUUGCCUCGGGCUCAGGAGAUGGAAAUAUACUUAUAUGGAGUCCAUUUUACGAAGGUUGA
Molecule: messenger RNA, 1068 nt
Organism: Dermatophagoides pteronyssinus (European house dust mite)
Lineage: Eukaryota; Metazoa; Arthropoda; Arachnida; Sarcoptiformes; Pyroglyphidae
Product: protein FIZZY-RELATED 1-like
Source: RefSeq, a predicted model, not a curated record